Molecule: messenger RNA, 1203 nt
Organism: Debaryomyces hansenii CBS767
Lineage: Eukaryota; Fungi; Ascomycota; Pichiomycetes; Serinales; Debaryomycetaceae
Exons: 1
Coding region: 1-1203 (400 amino acids)
Source: RefSeq, a predicted model, not a curated record
AUGUUCAGGAAGGUUUUGAGUAGUAGAGGGAUAUUAAAAUUCCAAAAGGUGACGAACAACAGGAAUUUGCACCAGAGCUUAAGAGUUUUAAAUGCUAACCCAUUUUUAUACACCAAUGAUUUUUCUGCCUUAGAAUCUAAAAUUGAUAAGCAUUUGUUGAAGAACGAUGAAAUAGUAUCACAAGAAACAGUGGUGGACGCUAUUAAGGCAUGUCAAAAUGUACAGCAAUCUAUUCAUGAUUAUGAUAAAUUUUGGGAGGACCCAACCAAUAUUAAAAUUAACGAUAAAAUUCAGGAAAUCUUAAGUAAUGAAAAAGUGGAAUUUAAUAAAGAAUUAUUGACUAAAGUUUUCUUGUUGAAGCUUCCUAUCGCCACAUACGUACAGAUUAUCGAAACUUUUUAUAAGAGGAACCCUAAGGCAUAUAUUGACAAAUCGAUCGCGUUGAUACCUUUCCGUUAUUGUUUAUUCAACGGUGAUCUAAAGAAUGCAUUGAAAAUAACUGACAUGACCACCGGGCAUAAAAACUACGUGGACCAGAAAAAUAAACAGCUUAGAUCUGGUGUUCUUAAAUUUGCCAGUUCUGCCAUUGGUAUUACACUUUUCUCCAAGGUUGGGGUUCAAGAAAUAAUUGAAUUGGGAUAUUUGUCGGACCGCUGGAGACAUUUGAGUUCGAUAAAUGCCAUGAUUUUAACAUACUUCUUGAAUUCCUCGUUCUUUGUUACAAUUGUCAGGUUUGGAAGACAAUUGAUUGCAGGAGGAGGAAAUUAUUUGACUUGGCAAAAGGGAACAUUCUAUACUCAUUGGUUCAGGCAUGCGGAUGAAUUAUCAAUGUGUACCAAGAUAGUUGAGGCUGAUCUUGCAUUGAAUGGAGGAGGACCAUCAGGUGGGGAAUCUAGCCCUGAAUUAAUUGAAGAAUUAUGCCGUACUGAAGAUGAGCUCUAUGAUACACAUACAUUACAACCAGGCUAUACGAGAGACGGUAAAAAGAUCAGAUUAAUGGAAGCCAAAGACAACCUAGAUGAUAUCAAAAUGCAAGCUUAUUGGAUGAGUGGUGGUGAUGGGUUCGAAUGGGUUGAACCUGAUCAAGAUCCUGCCGAUUUAAUUUGGAAGCAACACCUAGCUAAAUUUGACAAGCCUAUGUUAAAUACCGAUAAUUCUACGAAAAACAUAAAAUGGGCUGAAGAAUUAAUUGAAGAAAAGUAG